This is a messenger RNA of Emys orbicularis (European pond turtle), 1167 nucleotides long. RefSeq names its product coiled-coil domain containing 197 (gene CCDC197). The coding region runs from base 1 to 1167 and encodes 388 amino acids. The record is from RefSeq and is a predicted model, not a curated record. Lineage: Eukaryota; Metazoa; Chordata; Testudines; Emydidae. The transcript has 9 exons.
AUGAGUGACCUGGAGUCCCUGGCAGUGCCAAGGAACGAUCAUCCUAGGUACUCACUGCAGCUGGAAAACAGGAGGAGGAACGUUUUUGUAACCCAGUUAGGGGAACACAGGGAAGAAGAGGAUAAAGACGUUACUCAUAUCCCCAUCAUCAGCGAGGCCCCCAGCAAGAUUCUUGAGACUGAUGCAAACUCUUUGCAAAAAACCUUGGUUCUGAAGAAAGAGGUUGAAGUUGAUCGUGUCACGGCAGAGCUGAUUGCUAAGAGGCAGGAAUUUAAAGAGCGGAUGGAAGCUGUGGCUCAGCGGAGAGCACAAUUUGCCAAAAAGCAGCAGGAUAGCAGGAAUCAAGCUCUUAAAUUUGACAAGUUUCUUAAAGAAAGUGAUGUGAAGAGGAGGCGUGCACUCCAGAAAUACCAAGCAGAAGUAAAAAUGAAUGAAAUAAAACAGAGGGAGAUAGAUAAAUUGGUAGCAGAACUUGAAAAACUCAAAGUCAGACAACAGAAGCUGCAGAAGAAGGUAGCCAAGCAAAAAGUGUAUGAGGAUUUCCUACUGAAAGUCAUUGACCAGUUGCCUGACAACUAUCUGGAGUAUGGUGCAGAUUCUGUCAUUGGAGCUAUCAGACGGCAUGAGACGCUGUCAGCUACAAACCAGACCUUGAUAAAGAACUUGAUCACCCUGUCAGAUGACUUUGAGAAAAGUCAGCGUGACCUUGAAACCUUGCAACGGGAACAUGAUACCACAAAACUUAUGCUGAUUAGGGAACUUUCUGAGCUUCAGAUGAAAUGCAACAGAAUACAGGAGAAAAACGAGCAGCUGGAAGUCAGUAUUAACCACGAGAAAGGUCACUUCAGAUAUCAGAGUCAAGAGCUAGGCAGCUUGUUGUUAGCUAUCGCCAACCUGGCUGAGCAGUGCCACACGCAGCAUUAUGGCCCCUUGCAGGAAAUGGAAUGGUUGUCAAAACUGGACAUGAUCCAAGAAUUCAUUCUGGAAAAAAAGCAUAUCCAGCAAUUAGCGACUCAGCCUGAUGAAUCUGGGGCAUUGCUAUCUAGUCUUGGAGACCAAACUCAGAGCAGAAAAAUGGGAAUCACCAAGAAGUUCCGAAGCCAAGUUCCAGCAGGCAGUGGUGGUGUAAUACAAACUCCUAAAAACAAGGGGAAAGCAUCAGUGUGA